Molecule: messenger RNA, 318 nt
Organism: Cololabis saira (Pacific saury)
Lineage: Eukaryota; Metazoa; Chordata; Actinopteri; Beloniformes; Belonidae
Product: prostatic spermine-binding protein-like
Exons: 1
Source: RefSeq, a predicted model, not a curated record
GAUGAUGAUGAUGAUGAUGAUGAUGAUGAUGAUGAGGAUGAUGAGGAUGAUGGUGAUGAUGAUGAUGGUGAGGAUGAUGAUGAUGAUGAUGAUGAUGAUGAUGAUGAUGAUGAUGAUGAUGAUGAUGGUGAGGAUGAUGAUGAUGAUGAUGAUGGUGAGGAUGAUGAUGGUGAGGAUGAGGAUGAUGAUGAAGAUGAUGAUGGUUAUGAGGAUGAUGAUGAUGAUGGAGAUGAUGAGGAUGAUGAUGAUGAUGAUGAUGAUGGUGAAGAUGAUGAUGAUGAUGAUGAUGAUGAUGAUGGUGAGGAUGAUGAUGAUGAU